AUGCCAAGUCUAUCCAAGCUUCCGUCUUCGCUUAAACUGAACGAAGACGUGGCAAACAACGACAUCCCGACAACAAAGAUCGAUCCGGAUGACCCUGCUAUUUUGGACAAGGUCUUGGAGACUUUGACUGGGGACAUCGUCAUACUGGGCGGCUACCGGGGCUCAAUUUUGCGGUCGGCCGAACCUCCACAUCACCAGUUGUGGGCUCCUGUCAAGAUUGGACUGAACAUGAGGAAGGUCGACUUGGAAGUUGGGCUGGAUCCUGAGGACGAGGAGAACAUGGAAGAACGUAUCAUUCCAUCGGGAAUGCUUCAGAACAUUGGUCCAAUCGACAUCUCGAGGAAAUUGUUCAGGAAGAUCGCGGCGUGCGAGAAUGUCCGCAAAGGAAAGUUGCGACUUUGGGACUACGGUUACGACUGGAGACUGAGCCCACACUUGCUAUCACGCAAGAUGACCGAAUUUCUGGAGAAACUCCCGUCGAAUCAGCCGGAUUCCGAGGAGCCCAGAGGCGCGCUUGUCCUGGCGCAUAGUCUCGGUGGUCUCAUCACACGCCAUGCUGUCAACCAACGACCGGACCUCUUCUCAGGUGUCGUUUACGUUGGCACACCUCAGGCUUGUAUCAACGUCCUGGGUCCUCUCAGAAAUGGAGAUGCUGUGCUGCUGAACGAGAAGAUCUUGACCGCCCAGGUCAACUUUUCAUUGCGAACGACGUUCGUUUUCUUGCCCGACGACGGCGCAUGUUUCGUCAACAAGGACACGAAGGAGGAAUACCGGGUCGACUUUCACGACGUCAAUAAGUGGAUCAAGCAUCGCCUUUCUCCAUGCAUCGAAGCAACGCUACCGCCACUCAACCAGAAGGAGAAGUCGAACUCAUUUAGCUCCCUUCUGCCUCUGCGCAACCGCGCCUCUAGCGAUAAGAGGAACAAUCAUAUCCUUCCGCACUCCCUGGCUGACGCCGCUCGCCGGGCCGAACUCGCAAUGGAGGGCAAUCUUAACCCCCAAAUAGACGGUAACACCCAUCAUCAGGCAUCUAUCAACAGCACACCGUCGCCAUUCACUAGAGGGAUACCGGGAACACCUACGCCGCCCAACCGCGCAAAGAGCCUCGCGUACCUUGAACGAACACUCUCCGAGGUCAAGCGUUUUCGCGCAGAGACACAACACAACCCCAGCCAUACGGAAGCCAAUCUCUAUCCUCCGCUCGGCGUCAUCUACAGCAAAGAGAUUCCUACCGUUCACGCUGUCAACGUGAGCAGCCGAGAAGCCAUCGCUCACGCCGACGCCUACGACGACCUCAUUUUCCGCGGGGGCGACGGCGUGGUCCUCGCACGAGAGGCGCAGCUGCCAGAAGGGUAUGAGCUGGUGAGGGGCGGCCGAGUGCACACGGGGCGCGGGCACUUGACCAUGCUCGGCGACAUGCCGGCCGUGGGCAAGGCGCUCGAGGCCGUCGUGCGGGGCCGAAGAAAGGGUAUUGGACUGGGUCCCAGUGUUCAGAAGAAGGUGGAUAGGAGCAGCGCCGCCAGGGCGUAG
This is a messenger RNA of Colletotrichum karsti, 1530 nucleotides long. RefSeq lists its product as uncharacterized. The coding region runs from base 1 to 1530 and encodes 509 amino acids. NCBI's taxonomy places the organism in Eukaryota, Fungi, Ascomycota, Sordariomycetes, Glomerellales, Glomerellaceae. The record is from RefSeq and is a predicted model, not a curated record. Gene Ontology annotation, molecular function: triacylglycerol lipase activity. The transcript has a single exon.